AUGCCGAGCCCAGCUGCCGAGGUGGCCAGGAGAGGUCUCUGGUGCUCUUCCAAUGAAGGACUCUUCGUCACGGACUAUUUCACCCGGACCCCUCGCAAGCUGAACCCCUUCCGCUCCUUCACGAGCAUCGAGCUCUUCCACUUCCGCAUCCCCGAGGACACGGCUGUGGCCGUCUGGAACCUCAUCACCUUCAAAGAGCAGGGGGGCACUUUUGGGGACCACUGCCCAGAUCGAAGCAUCACCGUGUAUUUCCGCUCUGGGGCGCCCCCCGUCAUUAACCCACAGCGCACCCACUUCCCCAGGGACACGGCCGUGCCAGGCUCCUUUUCCCUCACUCUCACCUGGACCUUGCCAAACAGGACCACGGGGGUCUUCAACAUCACCGGCCCACUGCCAGGGGACUGGUUCCUGGCUGCCCACCUGCCCAGAGAGCAGGGCAAGAUCUCCGUCAAGGGACUCGCCGAGGACUGCCAGUACCUCUUCCAGCCCCAGCUCAUUGUCCAGCGCCUCGUGGGGAUCGCGGUGCUGUACCCAGGCUACGUGACUGAACACGUCCUCUCCCCCCACAGCCCUUCCCUACUGUACAAGGUCUUCAUCCCCAGCUACACCUCCCGGGUGCUGGUGCAGCUGCGCAGCUGCCACGGAGCCAACCAGAGCGGGGAGGGCUGCCCGCUGUGGCUGAAGGUGCGGGGCAAGGCGCCCCCCCUGCACAACUCCACCGCCGUCAACUGCCGGGAGCGCAUGCCCUGCCGCCUGGCUCUGGAGCUGCCCUUCUGGCAGAACUGGUAUUACGUGCUGGUCGAGAAGGGCCCGGCCGGGGCCGGCAGCAUCAGCUUCCAGCUGGUGGUGCAACUGAAGGACUGCUCCCAGCCAGGCCUCAGCCGAACCCUCUUCCAGGUGCCGGGUUCCAACCUGAACAUGCCUCACUCCUUUGGCUCCCCGGGGGGGUUGGCCCUGGCAGACAUCCCGCCCCCCUCCCUUCCGAACAGCACCCGGCACGUGGCGCCCGGCCCGCCUCCCGCAGCCAGCGAGCACUGCUGGCCCAUCCGGCCCACCCUGCGCAAUGAGCUGGACACGUUCUCCGUGCACUUCUACAUCUUCUUCGGCCCAAACGUCUCUGUGCCCCCUGACCGGCCGGCCAUCUUUGCCAUCAACCUUCUGCCCGUGUUGGACAGUGGUGGCACCCUCAACAUGGAGCUCAAGCUGAACGUGUCCUCUCUGCGGGGGGAGAACGCCACCGUGUUCGCAUGCUUGAACCAUGAGGUCCCUUUGGCAUCCGAAGAGAAUGCAUCGGUCACCUGUGAGACAGAGCUGCUGGCGGGGUUCCUCCUGUCCAUCAACGCCACCGCCCCCCUCACCCGCUUGCGGAUUCCCUACCCACAGACGGGGAGCUGGUACCUGAGUCUGCGCUCCCUGUCCUCCCUUCCGCCCAGACUGGAGCCCUGCGCCAACGUGACGGCCGAGGUGUACCUGCGCACCUACCUCUCCCCCUGCCUCAACGACUGCGGCCCUUACGGCCAGUGCAAGCUGCUGCGCACCAACAACUACCUGUACGCCGCCUGCGAGUGCAAAGCCGGCUGGAGCGGCUGGGGCUGCACGGACAACGCCGCCGCCUUCUCCUACGGCUUCCAGCUGCUCUCCACGCUGCUCCUGUGCCUCAGCAACCUCAUGUUCGUCCCGCCCGUGGUCAUCGCUGUGCGGAGCAGCUACCUGCUGGAGGCGGCCGUCUACGCCUUCACCAUGUUCUUCUCCACCUUCUACCACGCCUGUGACCAGCCAGGCAUCGUGGUCUUUUGCAUCAUGGACUACGACGUGCUGCAGUUCUGUGACUUCUUGGGCUCCCUCAUGUCUGUUUGGGUCACCGUCAUUGCCAUGGCUCGGCUCCAGCCGGUUAUCAAACAGGUGCUGUACCUGCUGGGCGCCAUGCUCCUCUCCAUGGCCUUGCAGCUGGAUCGACACGGCCUCUGGAACCUGCUGGGACCCAGCCUCUUUGCCUUGGGGAUCAUGGCCAUUGCUUGGACGGCUCGCAGCAUCCGCCGGCGUCACUGCUACCCACCCACGUGGCAGCGCUGGACCUUCUACCUUCUGCCCGGAGCACUGAUUGCCGCCGCUGCUGUGCUGCUCUACGCCUUUGUCGAGACGGAGGAGAACUACUUCUACAUCCACAGCAUCUGGCACAUGCUGAUUGCUGGCAGCGUGGGCUUCUUGCUGCCCCCUCGGGCCAAGGCCAGUGCCACCAGCCUGGCAGGCCCCCUGCCUCGCAGGAAGGGCUGUGGCUACCAGCUAUGCAUCAAUGAGCAGGAAGAGCUGGGCCUGGUGGACCCCAUCGCCGGAGCCUCCGUCACCAGCGUCUGCACCAGCUGAUGGAGGGAGGCUGCCUAGGGGGCUCUGGACAGACUGGGUCUGCUCCCUCUCGCAGGGGGCCAUGGACACAAAUGCCCCACAGCCAUAGACACACGUCCCGUUGCUGGGGCUUUGCGCCAAACUCCCCCCCCCCACCUCCCAAGUGUCCUCUGGCCUCCCGUGGCCAAUGGAAUGUCUGCUCAGAUGGCUGGCUGGCGGCUGGCUCUACAGUUACAGGCAGCGGAGAAGGGGGAGCCCUUCCGCCUCCACAGGACCCCCACAAUCGGUGAUGCAGGACCUGGGCAGGAGGCUGCCUGUGCCACAGUUCCCUCUUGUCCUCCCAACAGCCUCCAAUGCACAACUUCUGCAGACCUAGCCAUGGGCAGAGC
Elgaria multicarinata webbii is the source of this 2732-nucleotide messenger RNA. It is a transcript of the gene TMEM8B, whose product is annotated as transmembrane protein 8B. The record is from RefSeq and is a predicted model, not a curated record. Lineage: Eukaryota; Metazoa; Chordata; Lepidosauria; Squamata; Anguidae. The transcript is spliced from 13 exons. Gene Ontology annotation, cellular component: membrane. Bases 1 to 2364 code for a protein of 787 amino acids.